Messenger RNA from Chilo suppressalis (striped riceborer), 1101 nucleotides. The record is from the annotation of a GenBank genome assembly. NCBI's taxonomy places the organism in Eukaryota, Metazoa, Arthropoda, Insecta, Lepidoptera, Crambidae.
AUGGCUAUGUACCACUUAAGGUUAUUUAUAAUUUUUUUUUUAAAUGCAAACUUACCUAUUACGCUGAGUGCCAUUUGUGGAUGCAGGUACAUGAGGGAAUGUUAUGAACAUAUGAUUGAUGAUUUGAUAACUAAAGGUGAAACCCCUUGCAUUUCUGAAGCAGCAAUUGGUUCUAGUACGAUAACCAUAUUCUUAAAGGCGAUUCAGAAGUAUUGUGCAAAUGUAACUGAGGUAUACCAAGACAAACUUACGUAUGAAGGGAGGAAUUUAUAUGAGAUCCUCAUAAGAACUUCUCCAGACAAUGGUAAAGAAGACGAAAGGCCUGUGAUUGCUAUAGAUGCUGGGCAAGAAGCUGGUUCACAUUCCGUGGAAUUCGCUCUGUAUCUAAUAGAGCAGUUGAUAUCGUGCGAGGAAAAUGAUGAAAUGAUAUCUAACGUACGCUGGGUGAUAAUGCCGUCAGUUAAUCCUGACGGUCGAGAAUAUUCAAGGAAUAAUAGAAUAAAAUGGCGAAAAAAUGUGAUGACAUCAGCAGACGGCAUGAGUUUUGGUGUAGACAUCAGCAGGAACUUCGAGGGUGAUUGGAAGGCUUGCCCGACGGUGCAUAGUAGCUUCUCCCCCGUAUACCCAGGCCCCAACGCCGCUUCGGAAGUUGAAACACAGUUCGUUCAAGGGGUCCUCUCUAAAUAUAAGAAGGACAUAAAAAUGUACAUCUCCUUGAGAAGAGACGGGCACUCUUUCAACUACCCGCAUGGUUACGAAUCUUCCUAUGCUGUUUCCAGACCAAAAUUGGAGAAGGUCGCAACUAUGGUAGCCGCAAAGGUUAACCAAAGGGCUGGAGGUGUCCACUUGUUCACAAACCAGAGCAUAUUCGAGUUAAACGGAAAGCCUUAUUGUGGUCACAGUGUGGACUAUGCUCAUCAGUUGCUAUCAAUACCGUAUGCAUUCGAAAUGCGCGUCUUUCUUGGUUCAGAAAAUGAUAUAAUGUCAGCGUUCCAAAGUUUGCCGCGCGGGUAUGAUACGACUCUAAGAACUGGCUACUACAGCGGAAUCAAGGAACUCUAUAACAUUCUUACGAAGGAUAACCAAUAUAGAUUCUUCUGA